UAGGCGGCAGCGAAGUGGUCAAAAUAAGACAGUAUUUCCAAAAAUGUCACUCUACUUUUCUGGGCCCCUGAAAAAUUUGCUUUCUUUCGUCGUUCACCGUUGAAUAUUGCGGGCUCGUGCCUUCAACACCGAAUCAGCCGGCGAUCAACUGUCCUAAUAGUCGAGCAAAGGUUGUUGAGAAAUGGUUCUGGUUGAAGACGAUUUGGUACAUCAACCCAACUUGAAGGAGCGUGGACGCAAGAAAGCGAUUGAGUCCAACAAUUUUCACCAAACGAAGAAAAAUGUGGUUGAAUGUAAAACAAAAGGAAAGAAAGAAUUGUCUCCAAAAGAAAGUCACAAACGUGAUGUGAACACGAGCGAAUCGAGUUUGAUGGAAAAUCUUUAUAACUUUGACAUCACGUUGUCAAGGAAUCUAAGCGUUUGUGCGGACAAAAAAUCAGGGAGAUGGAGAUCGCUGAUGAUUCUUCUUGAAAUCAGUGGGCACGGAGUUCCAUGGAUUGUUGGAACGGUGUUUUCUGUGAUAUUUUUCUCAGGUGUUAAACAAGAAUUCGCUUGUAAUUUGCUUCUAGCUCUGAUAUUCGAUCUAGGCGUGGUUGGAGGCUUAAAAGUUAUGGUGCGACGAAAAAGACCAGUAUACAACGAAGAAGACAUGUUUGCUACAGUGUCCGUGGAUAAUUACUCAUUUCCUUCUGGUCACUCUACACGAGCUGCGAUGGUUGCAGGUUUAUUUGCAAUGUUUAUUGAAAAUGGACUUUGGAGAAUUCUGAUUGGUUGUUGGGCCCUGUGCGUGUCGAUGUCUCGUAUCAUACUUGGCAGACAUCACGUGAGUGAUGUGUUCUGUGGUGUUUUGAUUGGUUUGUUACAGUGCUGGACUAUUUGCACCAUUUGGUUGGCAUCCAAGACCUGCCAGGAACUCUUGUCACUUAUACCGUAUUUCUAUGAACCAUAG
Molecule: messenger RNA, 949 nt
Organism: Pocillopora verrucosa
Lineage: Eukaryota; Metazoa; Cnidaria; Anthozoa; Scleractinia; Pocilloporidae
Product: polyisoprenoid diphosphate/phosphate phosphohydrolase PLPP6-like
Molecular function (GO): sphingosine-1-phosphate phosphatase activity
Source: RefSeq, a predicted model, not a curated record